AUGCCCUCCCUCACGCUAACCGACCCGGACAUGAUCCUGCCAUAUGACGGCGAACGCGAAUCACAAACCCCGUCCCCGCCCUCCCAGCUGGCCUACCUGUCCAACCUGAACACGCGACAUGGCUCGACCGACUCCAAUGUCGGCUCCAGUACAGCCCCGGCAGCCAACCGCCCCAAGAAAAAUUUUUCGCGACACGCCUGGACGCACGAGGAUGUGAAUGUCACGCGCCGGCUGUCUGAUAUUGGCGAGGAGUUGUCGCCGGCACGACUGGAUGGGUUUGCCGACGGCCCAGAGGCUGGUCCCGAGCAGGGGCUGGCGAGUUCCCCGCUGCUGCGUGAACAUUCGGAUGCCCCCGAGGCGCGAGACCAGGCGGCUUGGAGCAGUUCCAACUCGACUAUCAGUGCGGGGAGCAAACGGGCUCCGGAGGACGUGGCGGCGCCGCAGAAUGCUCGCGCUGCAUCCCCCAAAGACAAGGUUCCCGAGCCCGCAAACGCGCCGAGCGUCGCCGACGAAUCCAAGCCUAGCCUGCCGGAUAGCAACAUUGUGGCGUCCGCCGCGGCCGAAGGCAAGGGUCCAGGGGAUGAAUUCUCGUCAGCAAUCUUAAGUAGCGAGGCGGAACGAAUCCUCGAGAACGCAAAAAAGCGGUUGACCCUGAUGGAAGGCAAUCUCAAUCGCGCUCGGUCCUCAGUGCGGCUAACCCCGUCGCCAUCGCCGUCCUCUUCAAGUGGUCUUCAGCCGCUGGCACUCGGCCAGCCUGUUGGUGGACUGUAUCGAUCCAUCUCGAGGACAGAUCGCAGAGGUUCCGCUCUGCGGCGGCAGUCGUUCCUCUCGCAGGAUACGACAAACAAUCGUCAUUCCCGCGUGCAUUCCGAUACAAAUUUUCCGCCCGAGUCAAGUCUGUCACCUGAUACCAAACGCUUGUCUCGGUCUGUCAGUGCAAUGGGUGCCAGCAGUUCAUCUCAUUUCAACAACGACGAUAGGUCAUUCCGAUAUGACCCUACUCGGGCGUAUCUCACGCACCGGGCAUCGAUUUCGUCGAUCAAGCGUCCUUCGUCGGACAAGGACCAGUCCGCGGAGUCAGCACAAUCCCCCAUUUCCCAGGAGGGAUCGGCAGAGUCACCAGGGGGGUUAGGUGUCUCCGCCGAGGAUGACUCGAAGUCCAACCCGGCGGAUUUCAGUCCGGUCUACAGCUCGUACGGCCCACCUAGUCGUGCGCAAUCCCAGCUACAGGUGCGUGAUCUGCAGUACCAAAUGAAGGGGCUGCACAUCAAGAUCUCUUCCCUCAAGGUGAAAACGCAAGAGGACAAUCUGCGCCGACGCAGCCUGCAAAGCCUGCGCACCCCCAGCCCGUUGACGGCGAUUUCUCCCUGGUACAGCAACGCCAUGGAGCUUCGAGAUGGACGAAGCAGCCGUGGUUCCACGGCCCGACGAGGUGCAAGCUCAGAGUAUACUCGCGAUGUCACGUCCCAUAACGAGACUGUUCAUGCCCGGGAUCGCGACCAGUUUGGCCAAGCGGAACACAGCCCUGUCGACCCAGAUCGGGUUCGCCUGUCCCAGCGGUUCAGUGCUGGGUGGCAGGCUGCCGAGUCCCUUGAAUACGCGGAUGGACGGCAGUCGGUCGCCGAGAGCAUGUAUGAAGAUGCCGAGGAUGGCGGUUACGACGAUGGAGACAUCGACCGCGAAGCCCUGGAUGAGAUCCUGCGUGAACCGCUUGAUGAAGAUCUGGAUGUUCCCCUGGAUUUCCUGAACAACACAGACGCCAGGCCGCACGAAGAGCGAGAGGAUGCCUUUGACUACGAGCAUUUCAUCCUUCACAGUGCCCUAGGCAACUAUACUCGCCAAGUCCAUCGCGCGAGCCAGGGCUCGCACGCGUCGGGUGAGACUACGAGGCCUCAACACCUACGGCACUCGCGCACCAACAGCUCCAUGUCCGACUCGACAGUCGCCACGUUUGCCACUGCCACCGAAGGCGAUCAGAUCCCCGAGGAAGAAGAUGACAUUGGCAGCGUGCUGUACUGGGACCGACGGUUCAACCACGAACUGCGCCAUCGACAUGUCCACAACCACCAGCCCAGCCCGAUCGAGGAGACCGAUCGAUCAGAAACCCCCCGCGGGACAAGGGACGACAGCCGUACUGCCACCCCGGUCGACCCGAGCAACUCCUCCCCCGAGAAGGCUACGGGCCGGUCUUCCUCAGCGACCGGCUCCGCGACGCCCACCUCAUUGGCCUCGUCUCUCGUCUCGACCGUGCGCGCCGCCUCGAGCCCGCACCCGGGAUCCACGACUCCCACGUCAGGCGGCAUCAAUGAGGACGACACCCAGAUCUUGGAGCAGCUCUUCUCGAGCCUGGGGAAUGUCUGCAUGGACCUGCAGGCCAUUACCACCUCUCCUGAUCCCGACAUCAAAGCCGCACGGGUGCUUCGGCGCCGCCUGGACGCGGCGCGUCGGGUGCUCGACGGAGAACUCGACACUUGA
Penicillium alfredii is the source of this 2475-nucleotide messenger RNA. RefSeq lists its product as uncharacterized. Bases 1 to 2475 code for a protein of 824 amino acids. Lineage: Eukaryota; Fungi; Ascomycota; Eurotiomycetes; Eurotiales; Aspergillaceae. The transcript is spliced from 3 exons. The record is from RefSeq and is a predicted model, not a curated record.